Acanthopagrus latus (yellowfin seabream) is the source of this 2996-nucleotide messenger RNA. It is a transcript of the gene pex14, whose product is annotated as peroxisomal biogenesis factor 14. Gene Ontology annotation, molecular function: signaling receptor binding. The record is from RefSeq and is a predicted model, not a curated record. Lineage: Eukaryota; Metazoa; Chordata; Actinopteri; Spariformes; Sparidae. The transcript is spliced from 9 exons. Gene Ontology annotation, biological process: protein import into peroxisome matrix, docking. The coding region runs from base 74 to 1207 and encodes 377 amino acids. Gene Ontology annotation, cellular component: peroxisomal importomer complex; peroxisomal membrane.
UUGCUGUCCCUCAGGAAAAGUAAUCGAGCGCUGUUCAGUCGAGCAUCCUCUUAGCAAACAAGGGGAUAGGAAGAUGGCAUCCAACGACCAGCCUGAUCCACCGACACAGCCUGGACCUGGAGAUGAUCCGGUUGCUCCCCCCAGAGAAGCACUGAUUACCACUGCUGUAAAAUUUCUCCAGAACCCAAAAGUGCGUCAGAGUCCCUUGGCCACCAGAAAAGCCUUCUUGAAGAAAAAAGGGCUGACGGACGACGAGGUAGAAUUGGCCAUCCAGCGCUCUGGCAGCACAGAAGAAGUCCUGCCUCUGAGCCCUGUGGGGCCUCCACAUCCACUCCAUGCAACUCAGCUGGUUCCUGCACCACACAGUCCAACAGGCUACAGAUGGAGAGACUAUGGUGCCCUCACCAUCAUUAUGGUGGGCAUCGCCUUUGGUUUUCAUCAACUGUACAAAAAAUACAUCCUUCCCCUCAUUAUGGGCAGCCGAGAGGACAAGAAGCAUCUGCAGAGGAUGGAGAGCAACAUUGCGGCAAUGAGUGGCACGCUGACACAGACAGUCAGCCAGCUGCAGCAAACCUUGGUCUCCGUCCAGGAGCUCCUGAUCCAGCAGCAGCAGAGGAUCCAGGAGCUCUCUCAGGAACUGGCUACAGCAGAGGCUUCGUCUUCAACCAGCCGCAUCCUGGACAACCAAACAGUGGGAGAGCUGAAGGCCGAGAUCGUCUCUUUGAAGGGCUUACUGCUCAGCAGGAAGCAAUUCCCCUCCACUCCCACCAUUCCUAAGAUCCCCUCGUGGCAGAUUCCCCUGAAGCCGCCAUCGGUACCCGGCUCGCCGUCCAUCAACAGCAGCAGCGACAUCUCUCCUGUCAGUAACGAGUCAGUCAACUCCUCCCCCGUUAAAGACGGACACCACAGCCCCCAGGAUGCUCUGGGGGGGCCCGAUGGGGCUCACGGUAUCAACGGCGAUGCCAGCCCUUUGGACCUCGUCACAACGCUGCCCCUGAAGGAUCAGGUCCGCAUGGAGGUGCAGGGGGAGGAGGAGAAAAAGGAGGAAGAGGAGGAUGAUGUCAACCAUGAAGAGGAGGAGGAGGAGGAGGAGGAUGGGCUAAGCAUGCAGACAGAAGACCGGCGAGGUGGGGAUGGACAGAUUAACGAACAGGUGGACAAACUGAGGCGGCCCGAGGGUGCCAGCAAUGAGAGCGAGGUGGAUUAGACGACAAUAGACAGCACAAAAACACUCUCCAAACACAGCUUCUCAUCUCUGCUGACGGCUUUGUUUCAUUCUGCUCCUCUCUGCUCGCUCUCACUCUGUUUGUUAUGUUUUUGAAAUCCGUCCUCACUGUCUCUUUCCACUUGUUUCUGUAACAUGUUAAUCUUGAGUGAAAUGAGGAGUAGGCGUGGGUGUGAGAAGACGCAAAACUGACAGAUAUUGGAGUGUGUAGUUGACACACUGCUUACCUCGAUCCACUAGUCAUCAUGCAAAGUAAAUGACAGCGUGGCAAGCCAAGCACCAUGCCAUGACGUUUCUUUGAAAGGAGAAGUGACGUGCAGCAGUCAAAUCAGAAUGACUUUAAAAGGCUUUCUGCAGUACUAACCGUAUGUGACUUACUGCUUUUAAUUUUCAUGAUUUGAUCAGAUAAUUCACAGCUUUGCCUUGGUGCCCUUGUAACUUGUAACUGUACUAAAGCUCUUACGCAGACCAAAGAGGCAGUGCUGCACACACACACACACACACACUAUCUCUCCUGUAUAGUGCAGCUGUAGGUCAGGAGUCAUAUGUUGCUGCUUCAGUCUCAAAGUUACUGUGAGCUUCCAGAGAAGCAUUAGCAGAGUUUGUCCCCCUGUUGAUGGCAAUAGGAGAGGACAAGCUCUUCCAGGGCCGGAGCUUUUAGCCUCUUUUAUGUGUCCUUUCGCAUUGGUGUCAGUCUGUCAAUAAUUCACAAGGCCAGCAGGGUGGCAUUUGGGUGAAAUAAAAGCCCUGAAAUUCGAGAUUAGAAUGUGAUGACGGGUUUUGUUCCGCACCGGUGUCAGAGUGCUCAUAUGCUCAAAGGAGGGGGAAGAUAAAUGUUUUUACCCCCUUUUUCACUGAGGGCUGAAUUGUGCAUCUUUUUUUUUUUUUUUUGGGAGUGUGUUUGUGCGUGGCAGGCAAGGAAAAAACCCAGGCUGUCUGCUGAGCUGUAUCUGUGUCUCCAGCAGGGCAGCUGAUUUGGUUUGUGAAGUAUGUUAAUAAUCAAAUGAUCAACAAAUAACAGAUGUAUUAGUUCAUGCAGCUUGAAAUGUCAAGGAGGCUAAAAGCGGAAAUCUAAUACAGAAAGCCCAGUUGCAUUGUAUUAUUUUCCGUGACAAACCCUCCGGUCCAAAUUAUGUAGGGCCUCCUAGAGUGAGUAAUCUUUACAGAAAACGGCGCCAAUAUUUUGUAAUUAAGCUGCAGUAAGACGACGAGGGCUGCCACAGAUGGAAGUUGCAGAACUCGUAUCGCUUUCUUUUUUCUCUCUUCUCAGUGUGGAGGUGGAUUGGGGGAAGUUAAGAAAAAAAAUUGCCCCAUGAUUGAAAAGGAAAGUAAUAAAUGAAUACCUGACUUAUUGAAUUACUCACUCUGUCUCCAGCUAACAAGAAGAGUCCAUGAGUGAGAAGAAGGGAUAUCAGCUGUCGUGCCAUUUCCACCUCCAUCACACGGCCUUCAUUAGGAACACAGAGAAGGUAGAGGCAUUUCUGUGUGACGCCCGGUCCUAACCUGCAGAUAAUGUUUAGCUCUUUGAGUUUGUGUUAAAAAGUGUUGAAUGAUGAGACAAUAACAUUGCAGAAUGCUGUAAAAUAUGUAUUUUUUUGAUUGGUUGGAAAUGACUUUGUAUGGAUGAAUGAGAUUGUUCAGCACAGAAUCAAGAGGUGUAACUUCUGCUUCGUCGCCACUGUAGUGUCAGUGAUUGGUCCGCUCUGUAACCUGCUGAUUACUGUCCAAAAGUGUACAUAAGUGUAAUAAAUUUGGUUUAUCUCAAGUAAAA